Molecule: messenger RNA, 1447 nt
Organism: Brassica oleracea var. oleracea
Lineage: Eukaryota; Viridiplantae; Streptophyta; Magnoliopsida; Brassicales; Brassicaceae
Exons: 5
Coding region: 56-1447 (463 amino acids)
Molecular function (GO): ubiquitin protein ligase activity
Source: RefSeq, a predicted model, not a curated record
UUAUCACCUCUCUCUUUUCACGAUCACAGAAUCAGGUAAACGAUUGGUUGACGGGAUGGUUGUGCAAGGAAAAGCAAGUGGCCCUGUCCUGCGUGAACAUAUGAAGAAGAAGAAGAAAGAUGAAAAGAUAACUCCCCGGAUUGGCUUUACGGACAACAACAGGAAAGUUGGUCGGCCUCCGGUUUGUUCUUCCUCAAAUGGAAAGGAAAAAAUUGCUGGGAGUUCAUCUCGAACUCCGGGUGGAUUUGGAUACUUGAGAAAGCCAGCCAAAGUUACUGGCAGGAGACAGCCUUCAUCUAAUUUGGACACAGAUUCUGUUCAUGAUGAUUCUGCUGCAGCUGAGCCCACCCUUCCACGCCUAAAGACUAAAAGAAGCAUUCAGUCUCAAAACACCUUCUCUGGAGGAGGGGUAAUGACAAAGGCAGGAAGCUCAAGUAGUCAUCAGAAAUCUGACUUGGACACUCGAGUGGGUCCCUCGGUUUCUUCAUCCUCUGCUAGCGACCGCACUGUAAGAGGUGGUCUGAGCAGGAAUGGAUUGAGGAAUUUGAGGUGCAACUCUAUUAUGUCUAAUGUUCUUCCAACUAGCUCAAGCUCGGCAACAAAAAUAAGUGUGAGUAAAACGAAAAAAUCUGAUGGAGAGAGCAGCUCCUCUAGCAAAGGCAAUAAGAGUGGCGUGUCAGUGCUAAAGGGAAUGAAUCAAAGUUCUUCUCAUGGAAACGGAACCACACUUUCUGAUAGCAGAAGGAAUCGUGUAGUACCAACUAUCAGGGAUAAUGGUGUUGUUUCAAGUAGUAGAUCAGGACGACGUGGAGCUGUUGCAUCCCUUGCUACUUUCCGACAAACACCUCAUCCUGCAACACCAACCAAUUCCAGUUCUUCUCGUACAUUUACUCCAUCAAAUAGUUACAGUAGGACGAGCAGUAGUACCGGCCGGUUAGGUCGCAUGAUGCCUGGUAGCCCCUCUUUGGUGAACCGGGAUGGUUUAAGUCGCUACAACAUGAAUGGAAUUGCUGAGAUACUGUUGGCCCUGGAGAGAAUUGAACAUGAUCAAGAGCUUACAUAUGAGCAACUAGCCUCUUUAGGGACGAAUCUAUUCUUAAGUGAUAUGAUCAGAUUCUACGAUCAGCAUAGCGACAUGAGGCUUGACAUUGAUAACAUGUCAUAUGAGGAACUACUAGCUUUGGGAGAUGAAAUGGGUACAGUGAGCACAGCUCUAAGCGAAGAAGCACUCUCGAGAAGCCUCAAGAAAAGCAUUUAUCAGGAGACAGAUGAAACUGGUGCCAUCUCUCUGAAUAAGGAUGAUGAUAUCAAGUGCAGUAUUUGCCAGGUCUCUCUUUUUAUUCAACUACAAAUUAAUCCACUGCUUUGUCUAGUUUAUACUUCACUUUCUUUUUUCUGCAUUCUUCAUACAAAAUCUUGGAUUUCAUUCUUCAUGAAUCAUGAUUAA